AUGAAUGCGGCCGUUGCUGACGUCGUCAGAUUUUUUAUGCUACAAUCUACGUCUCUUUCGCACGAGCUCCAAGAGGUUUUCGCCGAACAGGUUUCAGAUGUUGAGUUCUCUGGGAAUACUGUCAUGACAGCGGAAGAAAUCAAGUCUCUACUCCAUAGGGCCGAGCUUAGAGCAUUGGCAGCGGUCUCUACCGAGUUAAGGCACAUAGCAACUCUUGCAGGCUCGCUGGCUUCCCAAUUAGUUGAGCAAGCAAGCGCUCACGGGAUUGCAAUAGAACCAAAAGUUACCGAGUUAGAGGAGGAAACACGCAUGCAAUUGGUCUCUCAAUUACAUAGCCAGGAUGCCGGGCUCAAACCGGUGCAGGGAAAGCUAGAGCUUAAGCAAAUGCAAGACCCUCAGUCAGCGAAGCAGAUAGCAGAUUUACAGGCCCAGAUAUCUACUCUCGAAAAGGAGCUCACGGAUAAAAUACAGAAUACAUCACAGUACAAAACCCUACAGAAGAUGCUUCAGACAAAAACAGCUGAAAUUGAGGAGCUCGAAUUGCGGGUGAAGGAGCUGAUGGAGGCAAAGAAAUAA
Messenger RNA from Giardia duodenalis, 576 nucleotides. Its product is annotated as Leucine zipper-containing protein. Lineage: Eukaryota; Fornicata; Diplomonadida; Hexamitidae. The transcript has a single exon. Bases 1 to 576 code for a protein of 191 amino acids. The record is from RefSeq and is a predicted model, not a curated record.